AACCGCACUGAAGUGAACUCUGAUGACAAUUGCUUUUCUCGGAGUGGCCAUAGAUACGCCACAGCCUCACCAGAAACCUGGAGUUAGCAUAGUAGACACCGCUCGACCAGUGUCAGACCGCCGUUAUGUCGUAAAGCCCAAGGUCGGCACACCAGCUCACCGCUCGCUAUAUCGCGCGCCUCGUUCGCUCCAUAGUCGCGCGUGCAUCCCGCCACCAUGGCGGCGCUCCCUCCUCGUCGUACCUCGUCGCCGGCCUGCUCGGCCGCCCGGGCGCCGCCAAGACCAUGGCGCGCACGGACGCCGCGCCCGCCGAUGGCCCCGCUGCGGGCGGUAGCGUGGGGCCCGGCGGCGGCGGGGAGUGGUACUUCAGCCGCGAGCACAUCGAGAAGCACUCGCCGUCGCGCGCCGACGGCAUCGACCUGCGGCGCGAGACGUACUUGCGGCGCUCCUACUGCACGUUCCUGCAGGACCUUGGCAUGCGCCUCCGCGUUCCGCAGAUCACGAUAGCCACAGCCAUCGUCUUCUGCCAUCGCUUCUUCAUGCGCCAGUCGCACGCCAAGAACGACCGCUACGCGAUAGCGACGGUGUGCAUGUUCCUGGCGGGUAAGGUGGAGGAGACCCCACGCGCGCUGCGGGAGGUGGUGCAGAAGAGCUUCGACGCGCAGGCCAGGAAGGACCCCACCGCCGCCGCCAAGCUGCCGCACAAGGCAAG
This is a messenger RNA of Closterium sp. NIES-67, 712 nucleotides long. Lineage: Eukaryota; Viridiplantae; Streptophyta; Zygnematophyceae; Desmidiales; Closteriaceae. The record is from the annotation of a GenBank genome assembly.